Messenger RNA from Protopolystoma xenopodis, 471 nucleotides. The record is from the annotation of a GenBank genome assembly. Lineage: Eukaryota; Metazoa; Platyhelminthes; Monogenea; Polystomatidea; Polystomatidae.
GAAUUGCGUCGGCGUCGUGGCCGAGGUCGCGGUCGUGGACUGUCUAGCCUUACCUUAGUCUCUGGUUUGUCUAAAUCACUCACCUGCUCUCCCUCUAGUGGCUUGCGCCGAGGUCGUGGCCGCCGCGGACGCCCAGCCAAUGUCUCUUCGAGCACACCUGCAGCAGCUUCUGGUUCCAACGCAUCUGCUGUAGUGUAUUAUCACCGGCGUCGUCGGGGUACUCAAGUUUCAACUCUGACUGCUGCCUCGACUGGCACUAACGGUGGUCAUCUUGGCAGGCGUUUCGCUCUGGUCCACAGGCCUUCCGCUCCUUUUGCCUCCCCAGAAAAGAGGCAGCGUCGCAAGAGUAAGACUAGGCCUAGCUCUCCUGGCUCGAUAAGGCGUCCGUGCAUGAGCCAAUCACAUGGAGACGACUCUUUUACACGAGCCAGUGAUGAAGAUUUGCGACGGAAGGUAUUCAUCUUUUUUUGA